AUGGCGCGCCGCUAUGAAAUCGAGGAGCUGUUGUGGCUUCGCGAUUCUCCGCUAGUCACAAAGCCUGAUAAGUUACCCCCAGUUGAAGAAUGGAUGGGACCAAUCCCAGACCCGACAGCACGCAAGCCAAACCAUCGAGACCAGAAUCAAGCCGAUAGCCCAUCUGCCCAACGAAGACCGAGUCUAUUUGGUGAGAGCCGGCAUAUUUCUAGGAACUCGAAUUCAGAAGAUAUUGUGCUAGGACCCCCCAAGACAGCAUUUGCUUCUGCUUCGCGGAUCCAUGGCAAAGGUACAUAUGACAACUCUGAACGGCCUGCAAGAUACAACGAUACAGAAGAAGGCAAAGGCGACCGCUUCAACUUCCGAGACAAAACUGUCAAGGACAGAGAAGGAGCGGAUCGAGACGGUAGAUUUGGAGGUCCUAACGGCCGCCGAAAUGAUCGUGAGGACUGGAACUCCGGUCGACCUCGUCGUAUAUUUGGUCAAGAUGAAGGCGAUCAACGGCCGAGGCGUAAUGGCGAUUCGAAAUGGGAAGCAAGGGAGAAACAAGACGAGGUUGGCCUUGGCAGAAAUUUGAAAGACAAGGAUGGUCGUUAUGAAAAGGAAGGCCGUUUUGAUAAGGAUGGACGAUUCAUCAAAGGAGACACGCCCCUCCGAUCAAGGCAGGAGAAGAGCUGGUUCCGAGAUGAGACAACAGGUGGUGAUGGUGUCGCGCUUGAAGAAGAAAAACCUUUUAUGCGAGAACGGGAAUGGAGACGUGACAGACCUGUGCCUGAUCGUGAUUGGAAUCGGGGUACUAGAGUUGAACAAGAUCCUGAGUGGAUGGAUUCCACAGACCGGGAUGAGUCCAAGCGGAUUCACACUCAAGAAGACUUUCAGCGGUGGAAACAGAGAAUGAAGGCAGGCUCAUCAACACCAGCACAGCCCGAAGAGAAAAGAGAUGCCACUCCCGAGCAGGCCAGCCCGGAUGUCCACAAAGUGGAGGCGAAUCAUUUGGAUGGAGAAUUAUUUGCAGCCAGUAAAGGUCUACCAGUUGAUGCUGGUUUUGGAAAGUUCUUUGGAAUACUUGGCGAGAGCAAACAACCCGCACCCGAAGCCGCUACCGCUGUUAGUCCUCUAGAAUCUGCUAAGAAAGAAAUGGCUGCAGCCAAGUCAUCAAAGUCGUCUCGAUUUGCGGGAUUGUUCAGCCCGCCGCCAGACCCAUCCGUCAAAGGACCGGAAGCAGUGCAGGCUAUUGCUCAUCCUGAGCGUCCGGCGUCUACUGAUGCUGAUCAGGAAGGAUUUCAACGUAUUCUUGCGAUGCUCGGAGGUAGCAAAUCGCGCAACACAACUCCUCAAGUGGACAGCUCUCAGCAGCCUCGUCCACCAUCGUAUGUAAUGCGCGAGCAGGGGCGGCCAACACCCCCUCCCGGCUUAGCAUCUCCUACGAAGAACUCUAUGAAUCGACCAGAUGAGCUGCUGGGUGAAGAGACUGCCGCUCCUCGAGCCAUGCAUCCUCCUGGAAUGGAAGGCAUGCUGCCUCGGGACCCACAGGCUCAUUUCAACGAUCGCGAGAAUCUUCUUCGUCUCAUGCAGCAAGUCAACGUGUCUUCGCCAACAUUGACACAACAUGGGAACGCACCGCCACCUCCACCACCAUCGCAGAUGGGUCAAGGUGGUCAUCACACCCCAGGAAUACUGAAUGUCCCGGAUCUUUUAUCGCGACCGCAAGGUAUGCAGAAAGGUCCCAGAAACCAGACAUUCUUGGACGAUCCUGCGAUUGCCAACAUGCAACGACCAGAUCCUGGGAUGAAAGGACAGCAAGUGAGAAAACCUCCUGUAGACGGUCCCCCACAAAUGCGGUACUUCGAUAUGCCAUUCCCUGGUGCUCAGGGUCCGCAGGGACCUACUACUCCUGGCACCGGACGCGAUCCUCAAUUGCCUCCUUCUCACAUGGGCAUUCGGGGACCUCCAGGAUUUGGACAAAUGCCUCCCGGGCCUCCUCCUGGAUGGGCAGGCCAGAUGCCACCUCAACAAGGAGGAUUAGGACCACCACCGGGUAUCCCUAACCCGGGUAAGGGCAUGAAUCCAAAUUUCAUGGCCGGUCCCAUGUCAAUGCAUGGCGGCAACAUGCCACCACCGCCGCCAAACGACAACAGCCCACCUUUUAUGCGCGGUAAUGCCGGAGCCAAUUUCGGGCUUCCGCCAGGCAUGAUGCCUCCACCGGGAUACAUGAAUAUGAACGGCCCUCCUCCACCUCCAUCUGGCGGAUUCAUGCCUGGUCCACACGGUCACGAAGCAAUGCUCAACAUGGGUGGACAGAAUGGCGGAGGCUUCGGCGGAUCAUCAGGCGGCCCACCACCAUCCUCAAGACACCUUUUGGAGAUGCUUGCACAUGCCAACGGCGGCGCUGGUGGUGAUGGUCGCGGCGCAAUGCUCGGAGGAGGACCAGGACAAUAUCGCUAA
Molecule: messenger RNA, 2445 nt
Organism: Talaromyces marneffei
Lineage: Eukaryota; Fungi; Ascomycota; Eurotiomycetes; Eurotiales; Trichocomaceae
Exons: 3
Coding region: 1-2445 (814 amino acids)
Source: RefSeq, a predicted model, not a curated record